AUGUUGAACUCAAAUGACGGAUCCCUUGGCAGUAAUGCUGGAAGGCUUGCCAGGGCAACACAGUGCUGUGUGGUCACUGAGGUGCUUGCUUUGCUGCAGUCCUGCUGGUGCAUAGGUAAGCUACCAGUGUGGUCAGGCCUGGGCCUCAGCUUGGACGGGUCUCUUGGGAACAACAGCAAGGCUUGCCAGGGCAACACAGUGGUGUGUGUUGAGGUGCUUGCUGUCCUGCUGGUCUGUUAUGUUACCCUGCUGUGCUGCUGGCACACCCUCGUACAGGACAGAUCCCUUGGCAGUAAUGCUGGAAGGCUUGCCAGGGCAACACAGUGCUGUGUGGUCACUGAGGUGCUUGCUUUGCUGCAGUCCUGCUGGUGCAUAGGACGGGUCUCUUGGGAACAACAGCAAGGCUUGCCAGGGCAACACAGUGGCAUUCCUGACACCACUGAGCUGCAUCCUUGACCUGCCUGCUUACACAGAGUACACCAGACUACGUCCAGCUCCCAAAUGAGGUGCAAUGUGUCAUCUUUGCAGCUGUUUUCAAGUCCCACACCAGCAAGGAAGCAUGCCUGAUGGGACUCUUAUCUUUGUUGUUGGUGUUAUACUGUAUCUUUGAUCAUGUCUUGUUGAUUGCACCUUCCCUUACUGUCAUCCUUCUCUCUCUUGUCACAAUCUUCAGUUUUCAAGUGUUCUCAUUCAGGGAAAACAAAUCCAUAAGUGGUAAUUUUAUAUGCAUCUUGUAUUUUUUAAGGACAUGGUAUUUUAGAAUUUUUUUUUUUUUUUAUUCUCUCUCUCUCUCUCUCUCUCUCUCUCUCUCUCUCUCUCUCUCUCUCUCUCUCUCUCUCUCUCUCUCUCUCUCUCUCUCUCUCUCUCUCUCUCUCUCUCUCUCAGUUGACACCACAUAAUGACCUCUACAUAAUCUUUCAUCCACUCACCACCUCACAUCUAGUGCAGCCAUCACAGGAGCAGCUGGUUGUGCCUCACCAGGACAGUUCAGAGGCCAAAGACCCACAAUGUUGGGAGUCUGCAUCACUCUUGGUCUUGCAUCCCAGCUCCGUCUGUACUGCACAGCAUCUAGAAGUGAAUAUUGACAAUGUAUAUAAGCAGGAAAAAAAAUAAAUAAAUAAAGUGA
Molecule: messenger RNA, 1126 nt
Organism: Scylla paramamosain (green mud crab)
Lineage: Eukaryota; Metazoa; Arthropoda; Malacostraca; Decapoda; Portunidae
Exons: 9
Coding region: 1-456 (151 amino acids)
Source: RefSeq, a predicted model, not a curated record